Molecule: messenger RNA, 756 nt
Organism: Melampsora larici-populina 98AG31
Lineage: Eukaryota; Fungi; Basidiomycota; Pucciniomycetes; Pucciniales; Melampsoraceae
Exons: 1
Coding region: 21-260 (79 amino acids)
Source: RefSeq, a predicted model, not a curated record
GAAAUGAGCCAUGGUUAUGUAUGAGAUUAGGUUGGGGGUUUAGAGAUUUUGGAGUGAAGGUCUUUGAGAGUCAAGUCGAUGGAGUUGAUCGUUUUGAUCAUCAUCAUCAUCAUCAUCAAGAAGAUUAUCGUCAUCAUAAGAAUAAGAAUACAAAUACGAAGAAGAAGAAUCUUAAUGGAUUUAAUGAUCAUCAAGAAAUUCGUGUGAAAGAGUUUAAGAGGUUUUGGGCUAAUCAAGUGGCAAUCGAAUGUGUUAGAUAAUCCUACAUUUGUUUUCAAACCCGAUUGAUUUUCCAAUUCAUUUGUUUUUGUUGAAACCCAAUCUUAGUCAUUCUAGUUUUUUCUUCUGAACAUGUGGUUUUUUUUUCUUGAGAGGUGGAGGUUUAGAUUUCAGUUUGAUAAGAAUCAGUUUUGGUGGUUAUUUUUUUGGGAGACGGCGGAGGUAUUGGGUUUAUAUGUAGAUAUAUAUCAAUUCUAUGUCAUGACUCAUUGGAUUAUCAAGAGAAUUAUACUUUUAGAUCAUGUUGGAUUGGUUUAGAAAUUGAUUGGGUUUUAGAAAGAUUCACAUCUGGUCCAGGUGUGUUUAUUAAUUUUGAUUGGAUUUUAGUCAACAAGUGUUUUGAAGUUUUUCAUAAUCUCAUAAACUAAAGUUCUUCAUGAACUUGAUAAAUUAAACUGAUUUAAAAUCAAUGGUUGAGAAUCAUUGAAUGGUUUUCUCAUUGAAUCCAUGAAAUCGAUUUUUCUUGAUUUCUUUUCC